Daphnia pulicaria is the source of this 1285-nucleotide messenger RNA. RefSeq names its product ELMO domain-containing protein 3-like. NCBI's taxonomy places the organism in Eukaryota, Metazoa, Arthropoda, Branchiopoda, Diplostraca, Daphniidae. The transcript is spliced from 7 exons. The record is from RefSeq and is a predicted model, not a curated record. The coding region runs from base 155 to 958 and encodes 267 amino acids.
ACAACAAAAAAAUCUUGUCAUGGAGUCAUAGUCGUUGACGACGGGUGCCAAAAGUGGAUCGGGGACAGUUUAUUUUAUUGAGAGAAAAUAACGAAUAAGAUUCUGCCAUAUGUUUACACAAGCUGGGCUCUGACAGUACGUUUCCCGCAUCGAGAUGCCUCAGGUCGCUGAUCUAGAUAGUGUGUGGAACCAUCUGAAAAAGCAAAAUAUCGACCUUGAAGAGGAUCCACCACCUCCAGAGAAAUAUGGUUGGUUAUCCGUUUUCUGCAGCCUCUUGCAUCCGAAAUCCAAUUUACUGCCAGCCGAACUUUCUGCCGAUAAAACUGUGCUAAUCAAGCUUUCAAAGUGCCCAUUCAGUCAUGAAGACUCUGUCCAUGUGCAAAUGCUCUACACAUUGUUUAACAAAUUGACAGGCUUGAACAGUCCCGCAGCCCUUGGAACUCAUUGGGAAAUUAUUGGAUUUCAGGGAGCAGAUCCAGCUACUGAUUUCCGAGGAGUAGGAAUCCUAGGCCUUCUGCAACCUUUGGCUGUGUCACUGUCUGUCGAAACUUUGCCUUUCAUGUCAAACAUUGUGAAUCUCUCUCACAACCCUAGUCAAGGAUUUCCCUUUAUGGUUUUAAGUCUGAAUGUCUCCAAUAUUAUUCUAAAAGCAUUGAAAGAUGGAAUAUUAGACAAAAUGAUACAGGAAAAGGAGACUGUAUUAGGAGUUGCCAAUUUGUGCUAUUCAUCAGUUUUAUUUUUCAUCUAUGACAACUGGAAAAAAGAAAAGCUCACCCUAUCAGAUUGUGGCCCUAUUAUGAAAAGAGCUGAAAGUAUCUGCAAGAAAGAAUUGAGUCAAUGCGUCAUCAGGUUUGAAAAACACAUAGAGGACCUUAAAAUCCUCAACCAAACACCUGCUGUCCAGCUGGAACAAGUGCAAUUCGAUUUCAUUAAAGGCACGUCGGCCAUGGCAUCGUAGCGCCAAAGCCAAAGUGUUGGUCCGUCUGCGGUUGUUAUUAUUAGUAAGGUUUUUCAUUUUUUGAUCGCGUGUGUCGUAAAGAAAGUGUUUAGGGGAUGAGUCAAAAUCCCGCUCUCAAUUUUUGCUUUUUUAUUUGUUUAAUUGCCUGAACUGAACUGAUAUAACUUAUUUUACAAAUCCCUUUGAUAAUAAUAUUUAAAAAAUCCAAACACCACUUCAAAAAAUGGCGGAAUCUGGUGCCCAUCAAGGUUAGCUCUCUACAACUUUUAUUAUGAUUUGAUAAAUGAUAACUUUUGUUGUGAAAAUACACCUGUACAUCAAGUCAAA